This is a messenger RNA of Rhagoletis pomonella (apple maggot), 570 nucleotides long. Its product is annotated as cold and drought-regulated protein CORA. The transcript has a single exon. The coding region runs from base 50 to 460 and encodes 136 amino acids. The record is from RefSeq and is a predicted model, not a curated record. Lineage: Eukaryota; Metazoa; Arthropoda; Insecta; Diptera; Tephritidae.
UUAACUUGCUACUGAACAGAACGUGAGUGCCAAAGGAAACUUAACAAAAAUGCGCUACUGCAUUUUAUUUUCCCUCAUUGCUGUGGCUUAUGCACAAGCAAGUAUAGCUUCGGAAGAAACAGAGGUGUCACAUGUAGAACCAGUACCAGUCGAAGGACAGGCAGCUACAGGGGAAGUGCCAAACAGCCUGUUAGACGUGACGGAUGUUGGCGGCGACCAGAACGAAGAAGCUGAUCGUGUCGCACGCAGUUAUGGCUGGGGCGGUUACGGUGGAUAUAAACGCGGCUAUGGCGGCUACGGUGGCUACGGCGGUUACGGCGGCUACGGUGGCUAUGUCGGCUACGGUAUUUACAAACGCGGUUAUGGCGGUUAUGGUGGUUACAGAGGCGGUUAUGGUGGCUACGGGUACAAGCGCUGGGGAGGCUGGGGUGGCGGCCAUGGACAUGGCUAUUGGGGUUGAAUACAAGGAAAUGCGUAGACCAGUGCAUAACUCAAUGAGCUUAAGUUAUUUGUGUGAUAUUUGUUAAAUUUAUUUAAAUGUUUUAACACCCAUUUUUAAAUAAAAAUGAU